AGUAUCCCAAGAUGCCCCGUGUCGUUUCCCUCCUUGCCGUCUCGUUGACCGUUAGUGUUGUCAUGAAAGUGAUAGAUGCACAGUUAGGUUGUGAAGUUUCCAAAUUAAAGUGUACCACAGACUACACCAAAGCGACAUCAUCGAUAUUUAUAGCCAAGGACAAAUCAUGCAAAGCUGCCAAUGAUUAUCUUGCAUGUCUGGAAACCGCUGCAAAGGAUUGUGGUGGUGACGCCGAUACUAUAGUAGAGCCCGCUAAAAAUGCCUUGUCAUUGAGAGGAUGUUCCAGAUCUGGUGCACCUGUCCUCAGUCUUCUAACCAUUGUUUUUGGAGUCGUCAUUUCGCGAUAUUUUUAAAACAAAUUAUAAUAAAAAAGAAAACAAAGCUAAAAAUAGAAAGAACUCAAAACUUCAUUUUAUAAAACAAAUAAGAAUACAUGUACUAAUUUUCUUUCCCAAACUUCAUGACUGUAAGUCCGAAAGUAAAGAUUCCUGAAUAUUUGACCGUGCACUAUUUUCAUUUAUAAUUGACAACUUUUUUUUGGACCUUCUAUAAUACAGUACUAGAGGUAGACACAUGCUUUUUUCAAUGGUUUUUCUUCGAUCAUUAAAGAUUUUUCAAAUAUC
Saccostrea cuccullata (small rock oyster) is the source of this 623-nucleotide messenger RNA. RefSeq lists its product as uncharacterized. The coding region runs from base 12 to 353 and encodes 113 amino acids. NCBI's taxonomy places the organism in Eukaryota, Metazoa, Mollusca, Bivalvia, Ostreida, Ostreidae. The transcript has 4 exons. The record is from RefSeq and is a predicted model, not a curated record.